Cantharellus anzutake is the source of this 1078-nucleotide messenger RNA. RefSeq lists its product as uncharacterized. NCBI's taxonomy places the organism in Eukaryota, Fungi, Basidiomycota, Agaricomycetes, Cantharellales, Hydnaceae. The transcript has 2 exons. Bases 187 to 987 code for a protein of 266 amino acids. The record is from RefSeq and is a predicted model, not a curated record.
AUGGUUCUCAUCUCGCUCUUGGUCUUGGAAGCGGAAUUAUUGAAGUUGCGGACAUCGACCACCAACGCACAAUCUUUCACAUCCAAUGCAAUCCCCCCAAGCCCCCAGUUUGGAUAGAGUUUAUCUGUGGUGGUAAUGUCGAGAUUGCCACCGAGGACACUGAUGGAAACAUCUCCAUUCUGAGUCAUGGCACUCCCUCGAAAUCAAGAUGGUAAUUGGUAUGGAAAGGUGGCACUCUUGUGUUUUUCAGGAGAGCCAUCCACUCGGUUUCUUGCAUCUCCUCAUACUCCUUCCGAUCCCCAGCCUCCUCAACCCGAUUACCAUUUAUCCUCUCCUCCACGUCACACAGCUGGAUUCUCUCCUGGAGGUCGUUAUGUAGGCGCUUUCGACAUGAACUAUGCUUUUGUCUGGUCAACGGGUACAUGCGAGGUGAUUGCUCAAUAUCGCGUGCAAGAUUUCAGAUUUCAGAUUUUCAAUACUGGUCAUGUACCUCCUCUCUCAUAUCUUGUUCCUACGCCUGUACUUGGUGACCAUGUCGUUCAUUCGAUUCCGGAAAAGAUUGCAACUCAUGUACAAGGUUCCGAGCCAGAUCCCAGACAUCACAUGGAUGAAUCCUGGCUGAAAUGUCCCUUCUAUGACCUCUCGCCAAACAUGGGGGAAGACUUCGGGCAUAAAAAAGAUGCUAUGCUCUUUUCCCCAGUGAUAGGGGAGGCCCCAUUAAUUAUCGCUGACGGCUUCGGUACUUUGGGUGCACAGGUCUCGUUUGAUGGAAAAGUCGAACUCAUUGUCCACCCCAAGUACAACCCAGUCUUUGAACAAUCACAUCCCUCCAGCAAGAACGAAUUCUGGUAUGGUGAUCAUGUGUUUUGGGAUUGGGAGACAUCCCUUCCAUUUUACCUUCCUCGGGCCAGCAAGGAUGGACGUCGAUUUCUGCUCCAGGGCAAACUGAGAGCUCCGGUGGUCAUCGAUAUCAGAAAAGUCGUUUAGUGCCUCAAAUACACGUCCAUAAUUUCUCUCCUUAACUGCCUUCCAAUUCACAGAGUAUUGAAUCGGGAAUUGUGAUACUUGAUUGUUGUUG